AUGUCUUUCAAUGCUCUUUAUGAUGAAAUGAAAUGGGACAAAACGAUGCACAGAAUACCGCAAUGGAUCAAGAGAAUGGAGCCCGUGUUCAGCUUUUUUCAGCCGAUAAAUGACGGCCACCCAAAAACCUUGAGUUGGUCUCCAACCGACGAGGGUGAAGGAGUGUCGAUAUUGGUUGGAAUGCCGGCUUUAUGGGUGACAAUGGCCACUCAACAUCAAAUGAUCACCAAUCCGAUUGCCUAUCAUCAAACGAGAAAGAUUUCCGAUUUAACGCAAUAUCUCAUCCAGUCAAAGCAGCUAUCCGCAUUUUAUCUCCGUUCUCCAAAAGUUUCCUUUCAACUUUAUCGAGUCAGUCAUCAACCAAGAAUGCUCACCUCGACUCAACAAAUCUUCAAGUCUCUCAAUUGUCCCGAAUGUGACACACCAUUCUCGAAAACGGCAGGCGCAAAGAAUACACCAACGCAGACUAGUUGCCAUGCUAUUGAAGCACUGUGUAUGGGAUGUUACAAAAGAAAAAUCGAUCGAGGAAUUCGAGUGCAUAAAUGCGGCAGGGUUUGUUUUGAUCGCGUGCCAACUCCAUCGUAUUACUUAAUGGAGCUGCUCUCAAGUAGGGCUUUCAAAUUGGAUCAGCAAGGGAAAGGAUAUGUGCAAACAACCCAAUCAAUCACAAUUCCGGAAUGUCCGGUUUGUGAAGAAGAAUAUUCGUUGAGAGACCCCAAAAAUGAGCCAUGCAGUCUCCAUUGUGGACAUAUCUACAGCUACGACUGCCCACUGUGCCAAGCCAAUGGUAGUUAUUCCAAGCGAUCGUGGAAAAAUCGACUAAAAACCCUUCUGCGAGAACUUGACGAAAAAUCGACACAAAAAGAAGCUGAAAUGAAAAGGAUUUGUGAAGAUUGUAGAAAAGAGGUGUCUCUUCUCGAAAUGUUCCAAUGCAUGGAUUGUGGGGAUAAAAUGUUAUGCCCUCGAUGUUCUUGUAAGAAUCAUCGUCUUCAUCAGAUUAUCGAUCUUGAAGUUGUUGAGGUGAAGAAACUGGGGAAAGUGACUCGCGAAACGAUCAUCCCACAAAUUGAGGCCUACAAUGUCUGUUUCCCGGAACUCCAAUCGAAUUUGAUCAAGAAUUUGAAUGAGUGCCAAGAGAAAAUUCUCAGUCGAACCGAUCAACUCGGUAACCUCAAUGGGUUUGCAGAAGCAAAGGAGCAACAGAAGGCUUGCGUGGCAUUUGGCGAGAGAUUCGAGACGAUUUGCGAGAAAUAUUUGGGUGAAUUGCGGUCAUUCAACACCGGUAUUGAGAAGCUCGUCGAUGACAUCAACGAGUCCCCAAAA
Mesorhabditis belari is the source of this 1323-nucleotide messenger RNA. The record is from the annotation of a GenBank genome assembly. Lineage: Eukaryota; Metazoa; Nematoda; Chromadorea; Rhabditida; Rhabditidae.